Molecule: messenger RNA, 442 nt
Organism: Mycena citricolor
Lineage: Eukaryota; Fungi; Basidiomycota; Agaricomycetes; Agaricales; Mycenaceae
Source: the annotation of a GenBank genome assembly
UUCGACCGCUCACACGAAGGCGUCCUCGCCGGCAACGCAGUCUCAGCCGCAGCAACGAAAUCAGUGGCCUGGCGGUAAAGCAUUUCAGCUACGCGAUAUUUGGGCUGGUCGCGGAGGAUCCCCGGCUACCAGAGCAUUGACAGAUAUACUAGCCGAAGGUCGGGUCGCCUACGAUGAGUGCAAUCAGGCUCUGACCGAACAUCUUGCUCCGCCCGGGCGCAUGUUCAUUUCUGUUGGCUCGGACACUCAGAAAUCGGGAGUGUUAUGGAAACACGAAUCCGUGUACUUGUUGUCCGCGGAGGCAGUGACAGUCGCACAUGCCGCCGGGUGGCCGGGAACGGUGAUUGUGCCUAAGGCUCCUACUGGCGCGGUCCUGUGGGACAGGACCUCAGAUGUGACAGCUUCUGAGAUAUUGCAGUGUUGGCAUGUUGGAAACAGGGCG